AUGCCCAAAGAUCAGCAUGCUACCAUCUUAGAUCUGAAUGCAGUAAAGGGAUAUUAUAACAAAGUUUUUACAAACGAACGAGUUUUAAAAUUACAAAAAGAUAUAAAAAUCGAAGAUCUCAUAUUUUCAUAUAGCUAUUAUUCAAACUUAGGUGCCGAAAAUAGUAACUUCGACAAUUGUGAAAUAAGUAGUGACUAUUUAAAAAGUGAUACCGAAAUAGAUCAAUCAAAUGCAAAUUCAUUUUACAAUGAUAAAAAAUUUAGAAUAGAAAAUGAAGAAGAAGAAGAAGAGCCAAUUAAUUAUUUCGAUCCAAAUGUAAGUGAACAAAUGUUUGAUGAAAAAAUAAAAAAGACAUUUGAAUAUUUAAACAAUUUCUUGAAAUCAUUUUAUACCGAAAAUUUUAGUAAUGAAACAAAUGAUACUGAAAUAAUAAAUUAUGUAGUCGACACACUUAAAGUUGAAAAAGAAAAUGAUGAAAGUUACAAAAUAUAUGAUAUGAAUUUUAAUAAAACCCAAAUAUCCCAAAUAACAUUAAUUAUAAUUGCAUAUAUUAUAAAAAAUUUAUUUGAUUUAAGUUUAGGAAGGAAAUUAAUUUUCUCAAAUGAAAAUAUUAAUAAGUUAUUAUUAAAAGCAAUAUAUAUGCAAAAUAUUUAUAUUCAAAUAUUUACAUUAAAAAAUUUAAAAAAAUAUUUAAUAGAGGAUGGUGAAUAUUAUGACGCAACACAUUUGAAAAUGAUAAAAAUGUGUAUCUUUAGCAAAUCCCUAUGUUCAUUUAAUCGAGCAAAUGAUAUUAUUAUACGGCUAGUAAAAGAGAAUAAACAAGUAAAUGAAAUAUUUGAUUAUUAUUUUUUAAAAAAAUUAAAAAAAAAUCUCGAACAAUCAGAUAUUAUACAACGUCUAAGACUUCUCGAUUUAAUAAUCGAUUGUAUAAAUUUGAGCAAUUCCUAUGUUUAUGAAAUUUUUAAAUUGAAACCCAAACCAGAAAAUGAUUCAACAAAUUAUGAAAACAAAAUAAAAGACAUUGAAAAUGUAAUACACAAUCUAUGUACUAAUAAUAACAGCCAAGAUUUUGAAGGAUCCUACACCUUUGAUGAUGUCUCUUUUAUUGAUAAAGAAAUAUUAAAACAUAAUAUGGAAAAAAAUAAUUUAAAUAUAAAUGAUGUUUGUAAUCUUAUUAAAAUUAAUAUAUAUAAAUAUUUAAUUAUUAUUUAUUUAAAAAAUGAUUUAUUAUUAAAAAUAAAUGUAUUAGAAAUAUUUUCAAAAUUGGCACAAAAUAAAUACUUUUGUGAGGCUUUUGAAAAUACCUAUUUUCUCCAUAUUAUUUUAAAUGAUUUAAAUAAUUUAGAUGAAGAUAUUUUACAUAUUAAUAUUUUAAAUUCAUUAAUUUCAUAUUCAAAUAUGAGCCCACAACUCUUAAAUGUUGUAAUAAAUGCGCAUUCAAAUUGUUUAAUUAAAAAAAUAAAUGACUACAUAUCUGAUACAAGUUGUAUAAAUAAUGAAAAACUAAUUAUAGGAUUAAAAUCUUUUGGUUAUUUUUUUUCCAUAAAUGAAGCAAGUAAAAUAUUUUUAUCUAUAAACCCGAAUAUAUAUGUAACUGCAAUAAAUACAAUAAAUACACAUGCACACACAAAUGUUUUAAGACAUGCCAUAAAUAUUUGGAUUAAAAUAUUACCUUAUGAAUGUAACAAUUCAGAUUUAUUUAAAAAAAUUGUUCAUGACUUUCUUUUUAAAAAAAUUAUUACAGUCUUAAAAGAAAUUAGUGAUACAAUUAUCCAAAUAAAUAUUUAUGAACUUUUACAAAAAAUUAUUAAUUAUGAUAUAACAGAAUUAAUUAUAAAUGAACAAUGGCUAAUAAAAAGUUUACAAAACGGUUUUGAAAGUAAUACAUAUGAACUUAAAAUGUCUAGGUAUAAUUUCUUUAAAUCACUUUAUAAAGUUCAUCAAAAUAUAAUCAUAAAUAAUUCAUAUGCUAACAAUAUAAUUAAUAACUUUUUAGAAAAAGUCCCAAGCAGAUAUUAA
Messenger RNA from Plasmodium vinckei vinckei, 2019 nucleotides. RefSeq names its product conserved Plasmodium protein, unknown function. NCBI's taxonomy places the organism in Eukaryota, Apicomplexa, Aconoidasida, Haemosporida, Plasmodiidae. The record is from RefSeq and is a predicted model, not a curated record. The transcript has a single exon. Bases 1 to 2019 code for a protein of 672 amino acids.